Ostrinia nubilalis (European corn borer) is the source of this 10444-nucleotide messenger RNA. RefSeq lists its product as uncharacterized. Gene Ontology annotation, molecular function: calcium ion binding. Lineage: Eukaryota; Metazoa; Arthropoda; Insecta; Lepidoptera; Crambidae. Gene Ontology annotation, cellular component: cell-cell junction; plasma membrane. Gene Ontology annotation, biological process: homophilic cell-cell adhesion. The record is from RefSeq and is a predicted model, not a curated record.
UUAUUAUAAUUGUUCACAUCAUUAUUAUUUACCUGGUGGCGUUGUGUUUUAGUAAAGUUCGUGCAGUGUUUGGAUAAGUGUUUGAGUGAUAUAAAAAAUAAUAUUAUCAAGUGAAAGUUGCAAACAUAACCGGUGCUUUAUAAACUACGCAAACUUAUUAAAGAUUUUCGGAAUGUCAGAAGAAACCAGUAUUUGUUCAAUAAGACUGAAAUAACAUAAAAAUGGAGUAUCGGAUAUCCAUUACACUUGUUUGGCUGCUAGUAUUUUCUUUUCACAGUAGCUAUGGGUGCGAAAUGGGACCUGUGGGUUCUCUCUGGCUACCUCGUACUUACUCUAUCAACGACACAUUCUUGGGAGACAUAUUCACUGAUGAAACUAGAAGCAUCGCAAGUAUAAACAGUAUUGUCGUCACCACUAGUCUGAACGGGGGACCCUAUUUUGGAGCUUCCUUAGUAGAUUCGCAAUUCACAUUCUUCACAGUCGACUCCAACUUUGAAAAUUAUGAAGAAUAUGAAACUGAGACAAUUUUGAAUUUCAAUUUAAAUUUCAAUUGUGUCGGAGGAACAACUAGAGCUAUGACUAUUACAAUCAAUAUUCAAGACACCAACAAUAACGAUCCUGAAUUUAUACCAGAUGAUGAGUUUAAAUUCACCGUCAUUCCUCCACUGCCACCAGGUUUUCUGAUAACUAACUGUUUUGGUGAAAUUACUGUAAGAGACAUCGAUUUGACGACACAAAGAAUCGAUUUCGACAUUAUCGAUAGUUCGUUAUUCGAGAUAGAGUAUGAUGCAGAGUCGUCCACUGUGCCUAAAGAAUUCAAAGCUUCAAUAAGAACCACCGCGCUAAUACGAAAUAUCCCUGAACCAAUAGUGUUCACAAUAAGUGCAACGGAUGUAGACUUAACAGGUGACCAACCCCGAACCACGUACGCCACAGUAACAAUAAUAAGCGAUGGUGAAUUCGAGUUGCCCGAAGAGCCAGUGUUCACACAAACAUUUUACUUGGCCACGUACACAGAGGACCACCAAAUUACUCUACAGGAGACAAUUUCACUACAGCAAGGAUAUACCGAAGACGUACAAUUCAGUUUAGACCAAGGAAGUACCCAAAACUUCGCAAUUGAAAGAAAUGGCAGUGCUAUCUCGCUGGUUGUGGCGACUCCGCUGUCCGCUGAAGUGUUCGCCCAGCGUCAGAUCCUGCUCGUGAUAAUCGCCGAACUCGAGAAUACCAGCGGCGCCAGUGCUACCAUCGUUGUAGAAUUGCCAGAAGAGGAAGAAUUAAAAUUUGAGCAGUCUACAUACGAAGGAGCUAUAGUUGACAACGUUUUAGACGUUCCCCAACUAGUUUUGUCUCAAGGCUAUGGAAACGAUCCCGUAUCUGUGGAAAUAUUAAGUGAUCACGCGGGAUUCUUCGCUUCCAUACUUCAACAGAACACGAUCACUUUGACCAUGUCUCCGCUCGAUGAGAAUAUCAUCGAAGAAAACAGCUUCCUGAACUUACAAGUACUGGCGUCAACCAACCGCACCUCGGCAUCUACCGUAGUGACGCUAGAGAUCGUGAAGAACGAUACUGUAACCCCUGUGUUUGAGCGUGCGGUGUACGAAGGCGAAUACGACUCGAUGGACGGACUGACACUAGAACCAAUCAUCUUAGUACAAGGCUACGACGCUACUGUGGAGGUCACCUUGCAAGGAGAACACGCUAGUUAUUUUCAACUGGUACAAGAGGGUCCGUCAAUAAGUUUGACCGUAUCCAGCCUCCCAUCGGAUCUGUUUCGAGAGCAAAACUUACUUCUGUAUCUAUCGGCCACCAAGCCUCGUACGGUCGGGGCCACCACUGCAAUCUCUAUAAUGCUACCUCCAGAACCCCAGCUGGAAUUUGCACAACAAUACUACAGAGGUGUGAUUGAGGACAACGUUUUGCGACUUCCUUCGCUCAUACUGACUGACGGCUACGAUAACGAAGAUGUUUCUGUCACUAUUUUAAGUAGCAACGGAAUAAACGAGUACUUUACUGCUACCAUCCAAGAAAAUAGUAUAACGGUAACGAUGUCACCAUUAGACGAGGAAAUUAUAGAACAGAAUACGUUUUUGAAUUUGGAAGUCGUUGCCGCCACGAACCGUAGCUCGGCGUCGACUAUAGUUACGCUGGAGAUAAUAAAAGAAGACACUGUGACGCCUGUUUUCCAACGCGCUAUUUAUGCGGGUGCUUAUGAUGCGCUCGAUGGGUUAACGCUCGACGAAAUAGAGCUCGUCCAGGGAUACGAUGAAUCAGUGCUGUUUUCUUUGCAAGGAGAACAUUCCGGGUACUUCGAAAUAGUUCGAGUCGGUCCUCGCAUAAAUCUCACCGCGUCGAGCCUUCCUACAGAGCUGUUCAGGGAGCAGAACCUAUUACUCUCUAUAGAAGCCACCAAGCCACGGACGGUGGGCGCCAGCGCUGCCAUUUCUAUAGCUUUGCCUGCAGAAAUCCAGCUAGAAUUUGAAGACCCAAGCUACACUGGUAUUAUAAAAGACAACAUCUUACAGCUCUCCGAACUUAAACUAAGCCAGGGCUACGAUACCGAGCCUGUUUCAGUUAACAUUGACAGUGACUAUGCGUCGUAUUUUACCGCUGUGAUCGAUCAGAACAUAAUAACGCUCUCAAUGUCACCAUUGGAGAGCAACAUAAUAGAAGAGAACACUUUUCUGAACUUGCAAGUGAUAGCGUCAACAAACCGCAGCUCAGCCAUGACGAUAGUAACCCUGGAGAUAGUAAAGAAUGACACUCUGACGCCGGUUUUUGAAAGGCCCUUAUACGAGGGCGUUUACGAUUUAAGUGAAGGACUGGUGCUUGAGGAAAUCGUUUUGGUGCAGGGCUAUGACGACACAGUGGAGGUUUUCUUGCGCGGAGAACACGCUAGUUUCUUUCAGUUAGUCCAGGCAGGUCCGAGCAUAAACUUGACCACCUCCGGUCUGCCGGAUAACUUGCUCAGUGAAAAUAACCUAUUGCUCUACAUUGAGGUGACCAAGCCGCGGACUGUAGGAGCCAACACAGCAGUAUCCAUUUCUAUGCCAGAAGCCAGGGACAUAAGAUUUGCAUACGAGUUCUAUUAUGGGACACUCCGUAGAGACGAGGUGUGGAUUCAAACCAUUCAAUUGAGCGUUGGCUACGAAGAGAGUGUGACCUUUUCGCUUAGUGGAGAAUAUGCAUCGUAUUUCAAUGUGUCGAGCGUGCAAAAUCAAAUAAUGGUGUAUUUACGAGAGCCGAUCCCAGACAGUUCUAUCGAAGAAAACAAUUUCCUGCUUCUAACGCUUUCUGCGUCCGCUCUAAACGCUGUAACUGCUACUACCACUAUAGGUAUUGACGUCGUUAAAGAAGAUCUAACAACGCCUGUGUUCAGUCAAAACAUUUACUAUGGCAUUUAUGCUGGACCAUCCAAUAUAAAUUUUGAUACUAUCAGCUUAGUCCAAGGCUUCGACGAUUCGGUUGCAUUACGCCUAGUCGGAGAGCAUUCCAAAUAUUUCAAUUUAAGUGUUGCCGAGAACGGCGUCGUGACGUUGGAACUACACGACGCCAUACCAGAGGAAGUUAUUUUCGAUGAAAAAGUGCUAUUGUUCAGUAUUUUAGCCGAGAAAGAAUUUACGGUUGGCGCCAACGCGGUUGUUUCUAUAAGUUUCCCGAGCGAGCUAACUGAGCCAACAGUUUUGAGGUUUGCUAAAAAUAUUUACACUGGAUCGCUACAGCAAAACGAUUUGAGCUUGGAGGAUAUUGUUCUUGAAACGGGCUAUGCAACAGGCACUCAAUUCGAGCUCACUGGAGAAUUCUCUGAAUAUUUCACUAUGGAGAGCGAUGGCAACAUUUUAACACUUUCACCGACAAAUUAUCUUCCGGUCGAGGUUUUCAGUCGUAAAUUCAUAUCUUUGGAAGUGGAAGCUCGUAGAACAAGAGCUUUUACCGUCUUUACUGCUGUUAUAAUUGAUGUGGAGCAACCAGAAGCAGUUGUGCCACCCGUGUUCGCUGAAGCUUAUUACAGAGGAGUUUAUACACAAGAAACCGGCUUGGAAUUUGAAGAUAGCAUACAACUGGCCCAAGGAUUUGACAACACUGUAACAUUUACAUUGGAAGGAGAAUCUUCACAAUGGUUCGCAAUUGUACAAGAUAACAACACUCUCGAUAUUGCUAUCAAUAACAACAUUCCGGCAGAAGUUGUAGAGGCCAAUCAUAAUCUGCUGUUUAGUAUUGUGGCUCGCAAAGAAGGUGCCACUGAUGGCCGCGCAGCUAUAUCAAUCGACCUGCCUAAAGAAGUAGAGACGCCAACAGUGAUCAGAUUUAGCCAGAAUAACUAUGUGGGUCAGAUUCAGAACGGUUCAUUAGAGUUACCACCUGUGACCCUUGUUGAGGGCUAUGAUAUAGCCCCCCAACUUAACUUAUCAGGAGAAUAUGCCCCGUACUUUACACUAACCCGAGACUUCAACACCGUAACUGUUGAGCUGGCUGUCGACUUACCAACGCAAACCAUCGCCGAAAGUGCCUUUAUAGUGCUUACCAUAGAAGCGUCGUAUCCAGAGGCGAUCAGUGGCCACACAACGAUCGUACUUGAGCUUGUCAAAGAGAUAUCUACAGAAAUAGUCACUCCAGUGUUUGAGCAAGCUUACUAUGUUGGCCAAUACACGGAAGAACAGGGAUUACUAUUCGAGGAUACGAUUCAGCUCAUUCAGGGCUUUGACGAAUCCGUUUCGUUCAACCUGGACGGCGAUAGUGCGCAAUGGUUCACAUUAGUGCCGGGCUCUGAUAACACCUACAGCCUAGCACUCUCCAGUCCCAUUCCGGCAGCUGUCGUCGCCAACAAUCAGAAACUCAUCUUCAUCGUCACGGCUCAGAGGUCUGGUGGAGUCGCCGCCCGAGCCACUAUUGUUAUAGCAUUUACUGACGGUACAAGAAUCUCACGAGAGUUACAAUUGUCUGCAUCCCACAACAUUACUACACAUUUCGGUUCAAACCAACUGUUUCUUCCAGAAAUCACCACCGAUCAGGUUCUUGGUUUCGACCGGAUAAGCUACGUUGGCUCCAUCGCAAACAACUCAGUCAGCUUGAGCCCCAUAGUACUGAGCGAAGGAUUCACGAACGAAGUAGCAUUUACGCUGCACGGAGAACUGGCCGAGUACUUCACGCUAUCGAACCAAGGCGCGACCGUGACCCUCGCAUUGCAGGACUCUCUUCCGGAAGAAUCCAUACCCUCAAACCGAAUCAUUUUACUUGAGAUACAAGCGUCUGCCCAACAAGCUAUGUCGGCGUUCACCACUAUAGUGCUUGAAGUCAUCCUGGCCGACGACACGGCGCCGCCGCCCACCGCCCUCGUCUUUGACGCAACCUACUAUGUGGGUAGCUACACGGAGAGCGAUGGUCUCGUUUUCAGCACUCCGAUAGCUCUCGCCGAAGGUUUUGAAGUGGAUGUCGAGUUCGGUCUCGAAGGAGAUAGUGCGCAAUGGUUCACAUUAGUGCCGGGCUCUGAUAACACCUACAGCCUAGCACUCUCCAGUCCCAUUCCGGCAGCUGUCGUCGCCAACAAUCAGAAACUCAUCUUCGUCGUCACGGCUCAGAGGUCUGGUGGAGUCGCCGCCCGAGCCACUAUUGUUAUAGCAUUGACUGACGAAAUCACCACCGAUCAGGUUCUUGGUUUCGACCGGAUAAGCUACGUUGGCUCCAUCGCAAACAACUCAGUCAGCUUGAGCCCCAUAGUACUGAGCGAAGGAUUCACGAACGAAGUAGCAUUCACGCUGCACGGAGAACUGGCCGAGUACUUCACGCUAUCGAACCAAGGCGCGACCGUGACCCUCGCAUUGCAGGACUCUCUUCCGGAAGAAUCCAUACCCUCAAACCGAAUCAUUUUACUUGAGAUACAAGCGUCUGCCCAACAAGCUAUGUCGGCGUUCACCACUAUAGUGCUUGAAGUCAUCCUGGCCGACGACACGGCGCCGCCGCCCACCGCCCUCGUCUUUGACGCAACCUACUAUGUGGGUAGCUACACGGAGAGCGAUGGUCUCGUUUUCAGCACUCCGAUAGCUCUCGCCGAAGGUUUUGAAGUGGAUGUCGAGUUCGGUCUCGAAGGAGAUAGUGCGCAAUGGUUCACAUUAGUGCCGGGCUCUGAUAACACCUACAGCCUAGCACUCUCCAGUCCCAUUCCGGCAGCUGUCGUCGCCAACAAUCAGAAACUCAUCUUCGUCGUCACGGCUCAGAGGUCUGGUGGAGUCGCCGCCCGAGCCACUAUUGUUAUAGCAUUGACUGACGAAAUCACCACCGAUCAGGUUCUUGGUUUCGACCGGAUAAGCUACGUUGGCUCCAUCGCAAACAACUCAGUCAGCUUGAGCCCCAUAGUACUGAGCGAAGGAUUCACGAACGAAGUAGCAUUCACGCUGCACGGAGAACUGGCCGAGUACUUCACGCUAUCGAACCAAGGCGCGACCGUGACCCUCGCAUUGCAGGACUCUCUUCCGGAAGAAUCCAUACCCUCAAACCGAAUCAUUUUACUUGAGAUACAAGCGUCUGCCCAACAAGCUAUGUCGGCGUUCACCACUAUAGUGCUUGAAGUCAUCCUGGCCGACGACACGGCGCCGCCGCCCACCGCCCUCGUCUUUGACGCAACCUACUAUGUGGGUAGCUACACGGAGAGCGAUGGUCUCGUUUUCAGCACUCCGAUAGCUCUCGCCAAAGGUUUUGAAGUGGAUGUCGAGUUCGGUCUCGAAGGAGAUAGUGCGCAAUGGUUCACAUUAGUACCGGGCUCUGAUAACACCUACAGCCUAGCACUCUCCAGCCCCAUUCCGGCAGCUGUCGUCGCCAACAAUCAGAAACUCAUCUUCGUCGUCACGGCUCAGAGGUCUGGUGGAGUCGCCGCCCGAGCCACUAUUGUUAUAGCAUUGACUGACGAAAUCACCACCGAUCAGGUUCUUGGUUUCGACCGGAUAAGCUACGUUGGCUCCAUCGCAAACAACUCAAUCAGCUUGAGCCCCGUAGUACUGAGCGAAGGAUUCACGAACGAAGUAGCAUUCACGCUGCACGGAGAACUGGCCGAGUACUUCACGCUAUCGAACCAAGACGCGACCGUGACCCUCGCAUUGAAGGACUCUCUUCCGGAAGAAUCCAUACCCUCAAACCGAAUCAUUUUACUUGAGAUACAAGCGUCUGCCCAACAAGCUAUGUCGGCGUUCACCACUAUAGUGCUUGAAGUCAUCCUGGCCGACGACACGGCGCCGCCGCCCACCGCCCUCGUCUUUGACGCAACCUACUAUGUGGGUAGCUACACGGAGAGCGAUGGUCUCGUUUUCAGCACUCCGAUAGCUCUCGCCGAAGGUUUUGAAGUGGAUGUCGAGUUCGGUCUCGAAGGAGAUAGUGCGCAAUGGUUCACAUUAGUGCCGGGCGCUGAUAACACCUACAGCCUAGCACUCUCCAGUCCCAUUCCGGCAGCUGUCGUCGCCAACAAUCAGAAACUCAUCUUCGUCGUCACGGCUCAGAGGUCUGGUGGAGUCGCCGCCCGAGCCACUAUUGUUAUAGCAUUGACUGACGAAAUCACCACCGAUCAGGUUCUUGGUUUCGACCGGAUAAGCUACGUUGGCUCCAUCGCAAACAACUCAAUCAGCUUGAGCCCCAUAGUACUGAGCGAAGGAUUCACGAACGAAGUAGCAUUCACGCUGCACGGAGAACUGGCCGAGUACUUCACGCUAUCGAACCAAGGCGCGACCGUGACCCUCGCAUUGCAGGACUCUCUUCCGGAAGAAUCCAUACCCUCAAACCGAAUCAUUUUACUUGAGAUACAAGCGUCUGCCCAACAAGCUAUGUCGGCGUUCACCACUAUAGUGCUUGAAGUCAUCCUGGCCGACGACACGGCGCCGCCGCCCACCGCCCUCGUCUUUGACGCAACCUACUAUGUGGGUAGCUACACGGAGAGCGAUGGUCUCGUUUUCAGCACUCCGAUAGCUCUCGCCGAAGGUUUUGAAGUGGAUGUCGAGUUCGGUCUCGAAGGAGAUAGUGCGCAAUGGUUCACAUUAGUGCCGGGCUCUGAUAACACCUACAGCCUAGCACUCUCCAGUCCCAUUCCGGCAGCUGUCGUCGCCAACAAUCAGAAACUCAUCUUCGUCGUCACGGCUCAGAAGUCUGGUGGAGUCGCCGCCCGAGCCACUAUUGUUAUAGCAUUGACUGACGGCAACCCAGACUCUUCGGUGACUUUCGACAAAGUUUUAUAUGAGGGAAUCGUACAAGGAAGUGUGGUACAACAUGAAGAAAUCACAGUUCAAGGGUACAGCGGAACUAGUGUUACUAUUAUUGGAGCAUACGCUCCGUUAUUCGAAGCGACUCUUUCUGGUGGCUCGGUAGUGGUGACGGCGUCUGGAUCUCUAACGCUUCCUUCUGAUAUCCAAAUUAUUGUCUUGGAGCUUCGAGCGGGAGAUAUAGGAGCUGUUCUAAUCCUUGAAGUCACUGCAACAGAAGAGCAACCGCUGCCGACCGUGACUUUCGAGUCGGCGUCAUACGUGCUUCGGGUGGAGAUCGGGCAGGCAGGCCUGGUGGGCAGGGUCCUCGCGACCUCCGACAACGGAGAGCCGGUCUCCUACUCGCUGCAAGUGGACAAUGAGCAUCUCCGGAGUCGUGUCUCAGUGAGCAGCGACGGCGAGCUGUGGCUUUCAGCCCCUGCGGCUAGUGGAGUCUACAGCUUCCAAGUGAUUGCGACCACAGAAUUCACGCAGGCGGUUGGACACGCUACGGUUCAUUUAUCAGUGGAAUCGGUAACAGUGUGCGGGGAUGAUAUCGUGGUAGCGCCUCUAAUAGUCAUCGAUCGAGAUGAAGAGGUAGAACAUAGAAACCUGGUCGUCAUGAAUUCCACCGAACACGAGGGCUGCCACUACACACUUACCAACAGAUGGCCUGUGGACCAGGAUUGGCUAUAUGUUGAUGAAAGCGGUCUUCAUACCCAUGCCAUUGACAGAGAACACCCAUCAAUUGCUUUCAUGGCUCUUUCCCAAAUCCAAGUCGAACUAAACCUAAUUUGUGGCGGUGAUGUUACAAGAACCAAAAGGUCUUUAGACGGACGCCUAGAUUGGCUCGGACCGUACGACUACGGAACCAACACAUGGGUUUUGACUGACACGAUCCUAUACAAUUCCCGAAGGAGCAUAGUGAACCUUAUUGUGAAUGAUAUAAAUGACAACACUCCGAUAUUUGAUGGGAAGGAGAAUGAACCUAUUAUUGUGGGGUAUCCUGUUUUGGACCUGGAAGAAACAAUAUUACCCCGAUCCCUAGCAGAACUACAGGCAACAGACGCAGACGUGGGAGAAAAUGCCCGGUUACGAUACUGGAGUGAGGACCCUGAAAUAGUAGUGUCACCUACAACUGGAUUCGUGCAUGUUAGGAGUGGCGCGCAGUUGGAAGAAAACAUGAUGCUGAUGGUGAACGCCACAGACCGCAAUGGAGAGGGACUUACAGGAUCUAUAUCUCUCAAGGUGAAGUUACUAGAAACUAAACACAUCGCCGUAAUCACUGCGCGAGAUGCUUUCUUGGAAGACGAGAGAAUCAUAUUGGGCAAUCUAAGCAACGCUAUAGGGUACGAAGUGAGGGCUCUCCGAUCGGUGGUGACGUCAAUAUCCGAGGAACAAGAGGCGACGAGAAAGAAGAGGGAUACCGCCGCAACUUCAGGGGUCGCUUUAGUGAUAUACGUGUAUGGACUUCUACAGAGUGAACCUGUUUCUGUGGAGACACUUUCAAAUGACAUAAAUAGCGCUACAAUAGUAACGGUAGACAUAGCAAGUAUACUAUCGCUAGAAGAUCAUCUAGAAGGCAACGAGAUAUGCGUCAUCACGGGACGUGAUACAGGCUUGUUAGCAGCAACAAUAGUCCUCAGUGUUCUACUAUUCUUGCUAAUUGUGGCGGCUGUGGUAUUUUACUUCCUCGUAUGGAGAAAGAAACAAAACUACGACCAAUUUAGCGACGCUAGUAGUAUCGUGUCGCAAGGUGAGUCACCCGGCCAGCCUUCCAAGCCCGACGUCGUUGCUAAGCCGCGGUUGAAUAUCGAAGAACUCAAAAGAAGUGAAAGGAGACUCCAAGACAUGUUAAACGCUCCCAUUGAAGAAGUCACUGUUGAGCCGAUACCGACUUCUUCAAAAAUGGAUACAACUAAUCCUACAGCUAAACCAUUACAAGAACCUUUAGCGCCAAUAGUCGUCAUACAAGAUAAACUUAAAGAUGCUGCGGAGGAGUCCGAUGAAGAUGAAUUCGGUGAAAUAAAGAGACCCAGAAGAAAGUCAGUUGUUACUUUCAAUGAAAAUGUAGAGAAGAUCAUACACGUGGAUGAUUCCGAUGAACCCGAUAUAAUAGCAAACCCUAACUAUGAAGUGUAUAAAUUGUAAAUAUGUUUAUUUAUUAAAAGAUUGUAAUGUAAAUAAAAUAAUAACUUCUAAUAGUAAAUUCUGAUAUUCCAAAA